AUGAAUUUAUUGAACGUGGCUAAACACCUUCUUUAUUUGGUUGAAACUGACUAUAUAUCUGGAAAUUCUGCAACAAAUGCCCAUGAAGUUUUUGCUGCAGAACGAUUGUUCGAAAUUCUGAAGUCAUUUAAAGACAGCUACUUCAAUGAGUUGUAUUCUUAUGAUACUCUCGAACUUGAAGAUGAAUUUGAUGAAAUGACUGAUGAAGAAGAAAACAAUGAUGAAAUUGUCCAUUACAAUGAGAAUGAACAUUCUGAUAUAAAAAAUCGUUUUACAUUAGAAGAAAUGGAAAAUAUAAUUGAAUGGGUUGAUCAACAUCCGAAUGCUAGAUUCGCAACUAUUUCCAAUCGAUUUAAAAAAAUCAAAUCCAUGAAUUAUAUUCCAAGGUUUAGAGAAUAUGUUGAAAACAAAGGCACAAGAUUAGAAAAAUUAAAGCAAGUUAAAGAAUUUAUGUUUAAUGAAUUCUAUAUGAAAAGAACAAUCGAAAAAGAAGCCGUUCAUGAUGCUGAUCUAGAACUUUUUGCAAUUCAGAAAGCAAGAGAAUUAGAUUGGGAUACGUUCAAGGCCAGCAAAUCAUUUAUCAAUACUUUUAAAAAGGAAAAUAGAAUAUCAUCAAGAAGAUAUAACAAAAUGAUUACUCGAACUAAAGCAAACAAAAAAAAAUUGCAGCUUAGAUGGUACGUAAACUUUUAUUGGAUUUAUAAGUACAUGUGUCUGAAUGUAAUAUGCAUAUAUAUUUUAGAUGCUCACAAUUGGAUCAAAACUAAAAGACGUUUAAUAUCAAAGUAUUCUACUAAUGAAAUCUUAAACAGCGAUUAUUGUUCAUUUCAACAAGAAUAUGUAUCUCCAAGAAUCCUUUCUUUUACUGGUGAAAGAACAACAGAAGGGGCAGUUAAAAAGAAAUAUAAUACAACACAUUCGUAUACAUUUCAACCAGUUACAUCAGCUAAUGGGCAUUUACUGGACAAGUUCUUACUGAUCCUUCAAGAAAAAGAAAAUCAAUUCGGUCAGAGAGUGCAAAAAAAUUUAAUUGUACCACCAAAUGUUGUAGUAAGAGCUUCAAAAUCUGGAAAAAGCAGUGAUGAAAAAUAUCACGCUUUUUUAACUGAAGUUCUACGUCCUUUGGUGGGUAAAAAAUUUCUUCUCUUCCUUCAUUCUUGGAAAACUCAAGCUGAUCUAACAAAAUUUAGAGCAGUAUUUCCUAAUCAAGACAGUCACUUAUUGCUUUUUCCAGAAGGAUCAACCGGUUAUAUUCAAGCACAAGAUCUUUCUUUGUUUCGCUCAUGGCGAUUUAUUCAUGAAAAAAUCGAGCAUUAUACUCAUAUCAAUCGAACAGAAAUGACUAUAAGUGAUCGUCAAUAUUUCAUCAACAUAUAUCAUAUUAUUCAUAAUCAAUUAUCAGCUCCAGCAUUUACUAAUCUUAUUAAGAAUGGAUUUAUACAAGCUCAAAUAACAAAUGAAACAAUUGGACAGAUUGAAAAACCAAAAGAUGUCUGCUUCAGAUUUGAUGAUCUCUACUGUUCAAUUAACAAUUGCAAUUAA
Molecule: messenger RNA, 1542 nt
Organism: Rotaria sp. Silwood2
Lineage: Eukaryota; Metazoa; Rotifera; Eurotatoria; Philodinida; Philodinidae
Source: the annotation of a GenBank genome assembly